CAGCGAACACUACGGGAAUUUUCGUUUGGAAGGGCGUAUCAAUCGCGGAGAGCCGCAGCAUUUCGCCUCAUGUGACAAUUCGCGGCUCAGCGCUCAGUGUUCUAAAUUCGAAGUCUCUGUGAACAUAAAACAAAGGAUUCACAUAGGAUCUCAUGAGCAUUGCACUAGAAGCCUUCCUUCCUUACUCACAGUUUUUACCAGCGAAACAAAAGUAAGAUCCAGCAAUGUCUGCAACGAAUGACACCAACAGAACCACCACCAACGGUCAUCGUAUCAAUUCACCAAUCCCUCCACCUAUUCCCAAAUCCUCCUACAAGAUUGCCUCCAUCCCUGGAGACGGAAUCGGCCCAGAGGUCAUUGCCGCCGCGGUCGAAAUUUUACAAGCCCUCACCAAGAAACUCUCGACGUUUGAACUUGAGUUCACAGAGUUUGAUUGGGGCACAGAGAGGUUUCUGAAGACAGGAAGGUAUACGCCCGAGGACUAUCUGGAGGUUUUGCGGGAGUUCGAUGCGAUUCUGUUCGGCUCAGUCGGCUCUCCCUCCGUACCAGAUCACAUCUCACUGUGGGGGCUUCGUCUCGCUAUCUGCCAACCAUUACAACAAUAUGCCAACGUCCGCCCAACAAGAAUUCUCCCUGGAACCAAAUCCCCUCUUGCAAACUGUCAACCUGGGGACUUGGAUUGGGUGAUUGUAAGAGAGAACAGUGAAGGGGAGUAUGCUGGGCAGGGAGGAAGAUCACAUGUGGGGUGCGAUCAUGAAGUUGCUACUGAACUCUCCAUCUUCACCAGAACCGGGGUCAGGCGCAUCGCACACUUUGCAUUCAACGUCGCCCAGAAUCGUCCUCGAAAAAUGCUUACCUACGUCACGAAAAGCAACGCUCAACGAAACGGGAUGGUGAUGUGGGACGAAGUUGUCCAGGAAGUUGCGAAAGAUUAUCCAGAUGUAUCUGUCGAUCAUAUGUUGGUCGACGCAAUGACAGUUCGCAUGGUCCUCAACCCUCGCUCUCUCGACACCAUUCUUGCCACCAAUCUUCACGCGGACAUCCUCUCCGACCUGGCUGCUGCGUUAGCAGGAUCGAUAGGUAUCGCACCGACUGCAAAUCUCGAUCCUACGCGUAAGAAUCCAUCGAUGUUUGAACCCAUCCAUGGCUCUGCCUUUGAUAUCACUGGUCUCGGCCUUGCUAACCCAGUAGCAACUUUCUGGACUGCGUCGGAGAUGCUUCAUUGGCUUGGGGAAUCUGAAGCGGCAAUUAACUUGAUGGACGCUGUGGAAAAGACCUGUGCAGCGGGUAUUGUUACAAAGGAUUUGGGUGGGAAAGCGGGGACGAAGCAGGUUACGGAGGCUGUUCUAGGAGAAAUCCUCAAGUUGUAAUUGUCGUGUGCA
Molecule: messenger RNA, 1382 nt
Organism: Lentinula edodes (shiitake mushroom)
Lineage: Eukaryota; Fungi; Basidiomycota; Agaricomycetes; Agaricales; Omphalotaceae
Product: putative tartrate dehydrogenase
Exons: 5
Coding region: 225-1370 (381 amino acids)
Molecular function (GO): oxidoreductase activity, acting on the CH-OH group of donors, NAD or NADP as acceptor; NAD binding; magnesium ion binding
Source: RefSeq, a predicted model, not a curated record